Neohortaea acidophila is the source of this 1856-nucleotide messenger RNA. RefSeq lists its product as uncharacterized. The record is from RefSeq and is a predicted model, not a curated record. The coding region runs from base 148 to 1809 and encodes 553 amino acids. Gene Ontology annotation, molecular function: N,N-dimethylaniline monooxygenase activity; NADP binding; flavin adenine dinucleotide binding. The transcript is spliced from 6 exons. NCBI's taxonomy places the organism in Eukaryota, Fungi, Ascomycota, Dothideomycetes, Mycosphaerellales, Teratosphaeriaceae.
GAUGAUGCCACGGAAAUCCAAUGGUCUGCGACAUUUGACCUUCACUUUUUCGUUCUACUCUCGCCCAUUCCACCAGGUUGAUAUCAUUUUUUAACAUCGUAAUUCGUUUACCUCAUCUCUCAUCAACCCAGCCUCGGCGUAUCCAAUAUGGCCUCGUUUCAGCGUAAGAUUUCCAAUAAGCCGCAAGGCACUACGGACAAGUCGGACCACAACCUCGAUGCUGUCGUUAUUGGCGCUGGCUUCUCUGGAAUCUACCUUUUCCACAGACUGCGCAAGGAAGGGUUCAAUGUCAAGCUGAUCGAAGCGGGAAACGCGAUUGGAGGCGUCUGGCAUUGGAACAAUUAUCCCGGUGCCCGUGUCGAUUCUCAGUAUCCUGUAUAUGCGCUGGCCAUUCCGGAGGUCUACGAUACUUGGCAGUGGACCGAGACGUAUCCAGGAGCGCCAGAAUUGCAACGUUACUUCAAACACAUCGACAACGUCCUAGACAUCAGCAAAGACACGCUCUACAACACCCGCGUCAAUUCCGCCACCUGGAACGACUCGGACAACACCUGGAAGAUCCAGUGCGAUAAUGGAACGUCCAUCACUACCCGAUUCAUGCACUGCUGUUUGGGCUUUGCCGCGAAACGCCACUUUCCCGACUGGAAAGGCCUCGAGGACUACAAGGGCUAUAUUUGCCACUCCUCUUUCUGGCCGGUCGAGGGUGUCGACAUGAAAGGCAAGCGUGUGGCCGUUAUUGGAAAUGGCGCGACUGGGAUUCAAAUUGCUCAGGAGGCUGCUCGCGAUGCCUCUCAGCUUGGCGUCUAUAUUCGAACUCCCAACACCACGAUUCCCAUGCAGCAACGGCCGGUCGAUCCGGUGCAAGCGAAAAAGGAUCUAGCAACAAUUGGUGACAAGCUAGAGCGACUAAGAUUCGAGAACGCCGGCGGCUUCCUCUUCACCGGGCAGAACAAGAACUGCUUCGACGACCCGCUCGAAGUGCGGGAGAAAGUGCUCAACGACGCCCUAGACUACGGCGGCUUCAAAGUGCUUUUCCAAUACAACGACCUGCUCACCGACGAAAAAGCAAACGCCUACAUCUACAGCGUCGUCAACAAGCGCAACCGCGCGCGCAUGACCAACGCCGCGAAGCGCGACCUGCUCGCCCCCGAAAUCCCCCCGCACCCCUUCAUGGGCAAGCGCCCGUCGCUCGAGCAGGACUACUACGAGCAAAUGGACAAGGACCACGUCGAGAUCAUCCCCAUCAAGCAGAACCCCGUCGACCACGUCACGGAGACAGGCAUCGUGACGGCCGACGGCAAGCUGCACGAGUACGACAUCAUCGCCAUCGCGACCGGCUUCGACAGCAUCACCGGCGGCUUCAUGGAGAUCGACAUCACGGGCGUCGACGGCGAGAAUUUGCAAAAGAAGUGGAACGGGCCGAAGGGCGCGUGGACGUACCUCGGCAUGUCGGUCGCCAAGUUCCCCAAUAUGCUGUUCACGUAUGGGCCGCAGGCGCCGACGGCGUACGGGAAUGGGCCGAGCAUUGUCGAGCCGCAGGCGGAGUUUAUUGUAGAUGUUAUGAAGAAGAUGAAGGCGGAGGGGAAGACGAAGAUUGAUGCCAAGGAGAAGGCGGAGCAGGAUUGGAAGGAGCUGGUGAAUACGAUGCACGAGAAGACGUUGAGGCAUAAUGUCGAUUCGUGGUAUAUGGGCACGAACAUUCCCGGCAAGCCCCGACAAGUCUUGAACUACGCCGGUACACUGCCAAUGUACAUGAAGACGAUUCGGGAAGUGCUGGACAAGAACUACGACGGCUUCACGGUGACUUAGACGUAGCAUGGCGGUUCGCGAUUUGCAAGGAAAGAUAGAAUGUGAUC